Messenger RNA from Vespa crabro (European hornet), 1983 nucleotides. RefSeq names its product ras-related protein Ral-a (gene Rala). The coding region runs from base 430 to 1035 and encodes 201 amino acids. The record is from RefSeq and is a predicted model, not a curated record. Gene Ontology annotation, molecular function: GTP binding; GDP binding; GTPase activity. NCBI's taxonomy places the organism in Eukaryota, Metazoa, Arthropoda, Insecta, Hymenoptera, Vespidae. Gene Ontology annotation, cellular component: plasma membrane. Gene Ontology annotation, biological process: Ras protein signal transduction. The transcript is spliced from 5 exons.
AAGACUUGGCUACGAUUCCGACGGAAUAUCAUCUUGAAGAUUAAAUCCUUUUCUUAAAGGGAAUUUAAUUGAUUUACUAUGUUAUUUAUAAUUGUUUAAUAUUUUACGAAGUAAAUCAUUGUCGUCUGUCAGAAAAAUCGUUUGUGAUGAAAAUAUAGAUUUAAAUAAUUUUAUACCGUGAUAUCUUAUUAUGUAUAUAUGUAUAUGAAACACAAUAACUGUUGCAUUCAGUCAGUGAAUAUACAGUUAUGUGACUACUUCGUGGACGAUAAUAUAAGAUUUUUCUCUGACAGUUAACAGUGUAACGUAGCAUAAGCCAGUGAAUUAUCGACUGACAAAUAAAAUCUUAUAAUAAAUUGAUUUUCUUAAGGCCCGGUCGAUCUAAAGAUACGCUUUAGUUUACAUAUAAUAAAAGAAAAACUAUCAAUAAUGUCAAAAAAGCCUGGAGUUACUCAAGCCAUGCAUAAAGUUAUUAUGGUUGGAAGUGGAGGUGUUGGAAAAUCUGCUCUAACUUUACAAUUUAUGUAUGAUGAGUUUGUUGAAGAUUAUGAACCAACAAAGGCAGAUUCCUAUAGGAAAAAAGUUGUAUUAGAUGGAGAGGAAGUACAAAUAGAUAUCUUAGAUACAGCAGGACAAGAAGAUUAUGCGGCGAUUCGAGAUAAUUAUUUUCGCAGUGGAGAAGGAUUUCUUUGUGUAUUUUCUAUAACAGAAGAUGACAGUUUUCAAGCAACACAAGAAUUUAGAGAACAGAUUCUCAGAGUAAAAAAUGACGAGAACAUUCCAUUUUUAUUAGUGGGAAAUAAAAGUGACCUACAAGAGAAAAGGAAAGUCAGUUUGGCAGAAGCACAAUCCCGGUCACAGCAAUGGGGUGUACCUUAUGUAGAAACAAGUGCAAAAACAAAGGAAAAUGUUGAUAAGGUAUUUUUCGACUUGAUGCGUGAAAUAAGGUCACGCAAGAUUGAAGACAAGUCAGCAAGUAAUGGCCGUGAAAAGGAUCGUGCCAAGCGGAAGAAAAAGAAGUGCAUUAUUCUAUAGGUUUGCUAUUUUUUUCACAGCGCUUUUUUUAAGUUUGAGAAAAAAUCAAAAUGAACAAUAUUAUAGAUAAUUUAUAAAAGAAAUUUAUAAAUAUGCCUUUGUGCAGUUAUAUUCGAAAAAUAAGAUAUGUUGAAGAUAAUUAAAAAUGAUAUUUAAUGUUAUCAUCAUUCUGUAUAUUAAUAUUAAUACUCUCAACUUUGUUUUCUUAUACAUUACGUUUGUAAAUUGAAUCAAAAAAAAAAAAAAAAAAAAGAAAGAAAGAAAGAAAAGAAAAAAUAUUUAAAAUUUGAUUACACAUAUAUAAGUGAUAAUAAAAUGAUAAGUUAGAUAAUUUUAUGUGUCUGUGAAAAUAAUGUAAGAGAAACAUAAAAAAUAAUUUUUUGUUAGACAUGUCUAAUUUUUCAACAACAUAUGCCGCCAUUUCUUUAAAAAUGAUAUAUGAAACAUAUGAUAUAACAAAAUAUAAUUACAUUGAUGUCGUGCAAGGCCUUAAUUAGAUUUAUAGUAGAAUGUGUGCACUUUGCUUUUCUAAGUAUUAUGAUAAUAUAUAUAUUGGCAUAAAAUGACAUGCUAUUGCACUAAUCCUGUAGUUCUAUGUUUUGUUUCACAAGGCCUAGAUUUGAUGUGCUUGAAAAAAAAUAUCUAUUUAUAUAGCAUACUUGCAAUAUAAUAUGUAGAACAUAUAUUAGGUUUCUGCUCUCACUAUAAUAUAUAUAAAUUUAUUCUUUUUCCUUUUAAAACAUAGUAAUUUCAAAUUUAUAUUUAUAUUCCAUAAUUAUUCUUCUGUUAAUUGAUAAUGUUUGAUUAGCUGUUCAAUAUUUUAAUACCCUCUGUUGUAUUUACUCUAUGGCUUUUAUGCUUUCCAAUUCCUGUCACAUUUUUCAUUGCAUGAAACAAAUCCGUGUACCAUAUCUUUAUUUAUCGCAAUAAACAAUUUUUUGUUGACAA